AUGUUUGGCGACCCGCUCUACAAGAUCCCUGUCAAGGCCUACUCCCCCGAAAAACAGACUUGGUCCUCGCGGUACAAGUCGGCGCGAACCCCCGUCCACAGCCUCCGGGUCGUCACUUGGAACGUCGAUUUCAUGGCCCCCGGCGCCGCCCCGCGGAUGGAGUGCAUCCUCGAACAUCUCCGUCGCCGGACUCUCACCGAAAAACCCCAGCCUUCGUGCAUCCUCUUGCAGGAGCUCAACAAGGACAGCUUCGCCACGCUGCUCAGCGAUCCUUGGGUGCGCGAGCACUACGCCAUCACACCCAGCGACCCCAAGUACUGGCCGCGCGGGUCCUCCUACGGUGUCGCCACCCUGGUCUCGCGCCACGCGCGCAUCCUCUCCUCGUCGAUGCUCACGUAUACGGGGAGCUGCAUGGGCCGCGGCGCGCUCUUCGUAGACGUCGAGAUGUGCAUCCCCGGGGGCGAUGGACACCGGGGCGUGCUCCGGAUCGCGAACACCCAUCUCGAGAGCCUGCCGGAGGGGCAGCGGCAGCGAUCGGUGCAGCUCUCCGCUAUAGCGCGCGUACUCCGCGCUCCGGGGAUCACGGCGGGGCUCGUCGGCGGGGACAUGAACAUCAUCUCUCCUGCGGACGAACCGAUCGGGUCCAUCGCAGGGCUUGCGGACGCGUGCCGCGACACGUCCCCGAAGGCGUUCACAUGGGGACACCAGCCACCGACACAAUACCCGCCCGGGCGGUUGGACAGGGUGUACACCCUGCCUGGGACGCUCGACACGGGAAGGGUGAAGGUGAUCGGAAAAGGCCUCAAGACGGGCCGUGGGGCGUGGGCGAGUGACCAUCGUGGUCUGGCGGUGUUGGUUACGCUCAGGGCCUAUGACGAGUCGAGCUGCGACGAGUGCCGUCACGUUGGACAAUGA
Molecule: messenger RNA, 915 nt
Organism: Epithele typhae
Lineage: Eukaryota; Fungi; Basidiomycota; Agaricomycetes; Polyporales; Epitheliaceae
Product: Endonuclease/exonuclease/phosphatase
Exons: 1
Coding region: 1-915 (304 amino acids)
Biological process (GO): double-strand break repair
Cellular component (GO): PML body; cytoplasm
Molecular function (GO): single-stranded DNA binding; 5'-tyrosyl-DNA phosphodiesterase activity
Source: RefSeq, a predicted model, not a curated record